Molecule: messenger RNA, 5063 nt
Organism: Leptinotarsa decemlineata (Colorado potato beetle)
Lineage: Eukaryota; Metazoa; Arthropoda; Insecta; Coleoptera; Chrysomelidae
Gene: Achl
Product: La ribonucleoprotein translational regulator Achilles
Biological process (GO): RNA processing
Cellular component (GO): ribonucleoprotein complex; nucleus
Molecular function (GO): mRNA binding
Source: RefSeq, a predicted model, not a curated record
UCGUCAACUUCAGUACGUAAAAGCUAGGUCAUUCUACGAUAGUGUCUGGCAGUAGCAGGUCGAACCACCACGUGUGACCCAGAUUUACACGACUACCAGUGUAUGUGCCUUAGGACAGAAGACUGAUAACUUCCAAGUGAUAUUUUGUGAUACUAGUUCAGUAAGUUCGAUAAAAAAAAUUAAAAAUGCCGGCUCCACAAGAAAUUCAAACCGAAAUCGACGACGUUGGAGAGCUAAUCUCAUCCGCUAAACUAAUGGAGGCUCGGGACAGCAUUUCCUCCAUAGACAGCGAUGUCUCAUUGUCUUUCGAUCAAGCUCCACUUACGGAACCCCCUACAGAAGCCGAGGAUGAAGGGGCGCACAUGGCAGAUCUCAGCGACAGCGCCUCGGACACGGGCUCCGCAGGGGGUGGCAAAGACUCCGGGUGCGAAGUCACUCCGGAGGUCACCGAACCUCCCUUCACACCGCCUUCCGAUGAGUUGGCCGACAAAAUUGUACAGCAGGUAGAGUUUUACUUUUCCGACGCUAAUAUCACGAAGGAUGCCUUCCUGCUGAAACACGUGAAGAGAAACAAGGAAGGGUACGUCUCCCUCAAGCUGAUUUCUAGUUUCAAACGGGUCAAGCACAUCACGAAAGAUUGGAGGGUUGUAGCUCACGCUUUGGUGAGAUCCAACAAGCUAGAAAUCAACGAGGCUGGUACGAAACUCAGAAGAUUGGAGGCUCUGCCUCAAUACGACGAAACCACCCCAUCCAGAACGGUUGUGGCGGUGCACAUGCCAAUUGAGAAGCCCACGAUAGAAAACGUGGCGGAACUGUUCAAAUCUUGUGGAGAAAUUGCCCUAAUUCGUAUUCUGAGACCUGGCAAUCCUAUCCCAGCUGAUGUGCGGCAAUUUAUCAACAAGAACCCUUCUUUGGCUGGCAUGGUGUGCGCCCUAGUAGAAUUCGUAAAUUCAGAAUCUGCGAGAAAUGCCAUCCACCUGCAGAAUUCUCUGGGAGAACCUAUGAAGGUAUACGAAUUGAACAAUGUCCCUCACCCAGAAAGGAAGAAGAAGAUUAAUAACAAGAAGAACAGUACUACUACCAAUAAUUUCUUGAAUAGUAAAAACGUCACGUCUGAAUCGGAUUACAUUUCGUCGUCCUGUCAGAGCGGUUCGGAAGCUGAGGAUAUGAAGAAAUUUGAUCCAAGAGGUAAAAUGCGUCGUGGCUCAUCAGCACACUUCCCCUCUCGCUUUAUUGAACCCGCGGCCUGGCUGCAGAGGCGGCUUUCUGCUUCCAGCACGGAAGCUAACUUCAUCUACAUGCCGAGGCGCCUCUCCUACAGUAGCAGGGAUUCCAGCGACUCGAGUCUCUUCUUGCCAAGGAGAAUGAGUGCGUGCAGCGUCUCUAGUAACGACAGCUUCAGCAGGAGAAUGUCAUCUGCCAGCGAAUACAGCAAUCCAAGAUCGAGGAGCAAUAGCUCCGCUUUCCAAAACGCUGAAAACGUACUCAGGAUGCCCAAGGGGCCCGACGGCAGCAGAGGUUUCAGGCAAAGAUUGCCAACUCUGGCGCAGUAGGUUAAGUAAUGGCUCAGGACGCAUUGAAGUGUUUCUCGAUUUAGAAAUAGGUGGGCACAAAACUCAAAUCUGUUCAUUCCUUUCGAUUUGUUCUUGAGCUGAAAAUGUUGUUGUUGAGCACCCUCUGUACCUAAGUUCUUAUAAUCCGUUCAGUAAGCAGAAUGAAAGGCAUUCUAAUCUGCAUACUCAAUCAAAUCCGUAGCCAAGAAUGGUUUUCACGUAUUUCAAACUUCUACCUAUAAGACUUGAUACAAACAACUACUGAAUAUUAAAUUCUGACUACCAACAAUGUCACUAACCGUUAUUUUUGAAUGCAGUAACUAUUUGUUCCAUAUUCGUACGUUUAACGUCAUAUUUAUACACAUGGGUAGGAAAGUAAUUAUUCAAUAAUUAGACGUCAACAGCAUCAGCCCGGUAAAUGUGUAUUUUGAACAAAACUUGGAAACCAAUUUUUUUUGAGAUGAGCUAUUUCUGCCUUCCAAUAGCACACCCCUACCUCUCAAAUUGAAUAUACUGUAGUGAAAAAGCAAUAGCUUAUGUCACACUCACUGGAUUGAUCACUAUAUAACAAAUUAUCAAAUUCUUUGAAUUUUUCUGGUUUUGACUUGAGAAAAAAAUAUCAUCAACUUCCCUGGGAAUGUCAUCACCUAUCUAUUGAAAGUUCCUGAUACAAAAACUUGAAAAGUGGCCAUAACUUUUUUCUAUCUCAUAUUUUGGUAAAAAUAUUCUCUUACUUGUGAAAUUCCAAUUGACAAAUUCCGUUACAAGCGUUUAUAAAUAGAACAUAUUUUCAAUAGCUCUCAGACCUUAGACUCUCGAUCUAACAUCAACUACUUCCUGAGAUUCUUUCAGAUAAACAAUCGUUCAAAAUGUAUUCUGAAAGAGGAAGGUCAACGAAUAUUACAGGAAAUAAAAAUCCAUGUAAGGAGAGAGAAGUUGACCCUGUAUAUCCAAGGCGUACUCUUCCAUACCUCUUUGAAUAAUUAAUGAAAAUUACAACAGGAAGUAAAUAUCGUACACGACUUGUCAGCAAUUUAAAAAUUGGAAAUGUCUCAAAUUGCCCAAAGCAUAUCCUUUCAAAUUGUUGUUACCUUCGAUGAAACAAAGUUGGCCAUCAAAACAUGUUGCUUUCACGUAGUGAUUAAAAAUUCUGAAUAUAUGUCAAUAUUGAGAUUUGAAUUAUCAUGUAUUCAACUUUGACCAAAAGCGCCAUUAGAUAUUAAUAUUACUUGUUACCGUUACAAAUUUGUAUAAAUCGAUAAUUGACUCACAAAUUAAAUAGCAUGAAAUCAAUGUUAUGUAUUAAAUUCAAGGUGACGCUCAUGCCAUACCAUAUAUUACCAUAGUUUUUUGUCACCUUUCGCGUACUAUCUUGUAACACCUCCAAGGUCAGUCUCACAACGGAUAAUCGUGUAAAUAUAAGUGCAGCAGGUGAAUCAUCUCGGUUCUUAUUCAUAACAACUUAUUUUUAUACGGUUUCAAUACCUUGAAGAUCAACCAGUUCAAUGUUUUUAUUGAACGUUUCCAACUUUGUAACCAGAUGGCCAUUAAGAAGGAUUGCUGAGUCAGAAAUUCAAAUGAUUGUUAUCAUUCAACUGAACUGUUAAAAACUCAUUAUGAACGUUUUUCGAAAAUUGUUCAUAUGGUAAACUGAAAGUUAUUUCUAAUUUUUGCAGAUAUUCUAUUGAGCUUAUUAAGAAAAUAGUUGAACAUUUUCCAAAAGAUACAGCUAGAGACGAUUCUCUUCCUCCAAAAAUAUGCCUUGAUAUUUUUGUAAUUAUUCGUAAAAGAUACUCUACUAUGUUUAUACACCUAGAUAUUUUUUCCAUUACUCGUUUUUUCCAAAAUGUGGAAGGUCAAAAAACUCUCAAUAUAGUUUUCCAUUUACUGUUUCGAGCUACUUACAUGCAUCUUUUUAUCCAAUUUCACUCCCCAGCUCAAAUCUUAUAUAAAGUCAAAAAGUGUUUCUUUGGAUGUUUCGAUAUCUGCAUUUUCUGAAUUUGAGAAAAAAAUUAUCAUUUUUAUUGAGUUAUAAGGGAUGAAAUAGCGACCAGUGAAUGAGAACGCAAAUUGUAUUAAUAACGUUAAAAUAACAAAAACAAUUCACGUACGCACUCACCGAUCUAUUCCAAUUUCUAAUUAUCGUGUGAUAUUUGGUCUUGCUUGAAAAACUGUAGAAAGUACAUUUACCGAAGCCUUCUCUUUUCCAUCGAUAAUUAUUUCCCAUUGUAAAGUAGUACGCACGGCUCUGAUUCCAAACGUGAAUGCAUUCAGUUUGCGGCCUACUUCUAGUCGCACUUUCACCGAAUGUACAGUUCGAAAUUAUUAUUUUAAAAAAUGAAGAAAACUCAGAAUUUCUCUAUUAGAACGGCACGACUAUCAGUGGUGUGAUUUCCAUUCGGAUAACGUCACGCUUUUUAGUUUCCAAAUUGGAAUGUAUUUCAAUGCAUUUUAAGCAUUUCCAGUCAAACGAACACAGUCAAAUACAGAAAAAUAUAUAUUAAAAGCAUUCUCUGUUGAAAAAAAUACCAAUAAACGCAUAAAUAUUUCACUAAAUCAACUACAAAACUACUACUUAUACCUACACAAGAGGAACGAUAUGAGAGCAAAUAAAAUGAAGGACAUUUUGAUUUCGACAAACCUGAUUACAUUGAAAUCGUUGUUUAACUUGAAACAAAUUAUCAAUUAUGUAAAUGAAGUAUUGAAUCUAAUGAAUCAUCAGAACUAAGCCGUAGAAAUACCUAUCAAUAAAACAUUUUUCAGGGAAGAUGUUUAAAAUCUGUGCCGAGCUUUGUUCAAAAACAACUAGAAACGUAAACAUCAUUCAAAGACAAUUUAAGAAGUGACUUGAAAAGUGACUGCUGUUACAUUUAAUAACACAUAAACAAAGACAGAUCAAAUUAUUCUUCCCAUGAUCUUCUGACGAGUUUCUUUAAAGAGACGUAUUAGAGAAGACAUAUUCUGAUUUUGAAAUGUCGGAAAAAAUUUGUUGGUGUGAAUGAACUUUUGCUUCCAUACCUAGCUGUUAUUAUUCAAUUAAAAUUGUAAAGGAAAAUAGGUAUACUUUCUAACCUGACUUGUUUUCAUUCGAUAUGCUUCAUUUAUUAAUUUAUGAUUACUAAUUAAUUGGUAAUUUAUGUUUUGUAGAGAUAAUUAUAGGCAUCCGUUUUGUUUUAAAAAUGGUGAUCUAACCUCUGUUUAUGAAUAUGUUAUAUUUUCAAUGUGUGAGGUAAUUCCGAUUAGGAUUUCUGUUUUUAAUGAGAUUUAAAUAUAUGUAUAUUUUUUAAUUUAUUACUAGGUCUGUUAAGUUCGAUGUAUAGUUCUAGGUAUAUUUAGGGUUUUGCAGUUACAACUGUUUUGUACUAUACUUUUCACUUGAAUUUCAAGUAUUUUUAUCUUGUUUCAAUUUUAUACAUUCCUUUUCGGUGUAUAAUUUGUACUCGUAUUGAACAUUUAUAUUUAUUAUAUUUUAUUUAUUCAAGGAUUGCAAAUUAAAGCCACUUUAUAUAA